GGGAACACCUUUUCCAUCGCGGAUGCGAACACGAACACUGGGGCUGCCCGCCAGAGUCUCAGCCGUGAGACGCCAACUACCGUGGGCUCACUUCGCUCCGUCACAUCAAUCUACGAUGUACUAGAACCCGAAACCUUUGUUAAAAACGGUUGAACCCCUCUAAAGUAAAAUCGUGUACCGGGUUAAUAAAAACAAAGUGACAUCUUGCCUAUUUCACACGUCCCUCGGAGCGCGCUAACAUACUACAGCGUACGUUGGCGAAUGCGUUGUCUUUACUCUGGUUAGACAGCCUCGUUACAACAUAAGCAUUCCAAGCAUUAGAGCGCCAUUGACGACGGUUAUCCGUGUAUAAUGAUAGAGAGCUAGAAGCAUAUUUACCGACUGAAAAUUUUCCAGUCCACAGUGGCUUGAAUCGUUGCUAUGCGCCUUUGGUCUUCCAUCCACCUGGAAAGCAUCACGGAACCCUGUACUAUCCCGACGACGGCAUGUACGACACGACCGACGCCGACGAGGCCGGAAAAUGGACCGAAAUGUAAAAACCGGUGUCCGCCCUAUGACAAGUUAAGCGCUGAUACAUGCAGUCCCACCGAUGUCAUCUGAAAGCGGAGUUUGAAUGCUCUGGUUCUCAGCCGCCCAUCCGGAUGAGCCGGGAGUUGCUACUUUCCUAGUAUCUCGCCUUACUUAAUGUCAUGGGUUCUACUUGAUGAGUCUGAUGGCGUUAUGCUGGCUUGAACAUAUCCAAUUACAGUUACGCGUAAAAGCUACGGUAAGAGCGUAGCCCUUGGAUAAGCCGCUAUCCUAGCUUGCAAGACUUUCACAGCUAGUAUCUCAUGCACACGGUACUGUAGUGAACUAUUGUACAGCGCGUGCCAUGUAGUAAAUUUAUCCAAGGUUAGCGUCGAGGCAAGCUUAAACUGCACCGGCACGCGCCAUCGCCAUCGCGCGGCUUAAAGUGUGGGUCAAACCUAAGAGUUUGGGCAACGUCCCUGACAGCUCAGCAUCAGCAUGCAGAGCCGGAACUUGCGAAGCAGCUCAUCCAAGCUUCCACAGUGCUGCUCUAACGUCCCAAAUUCUUACACUAUUACGCAAUGUCAUAGCUGAAGCAGAAAUAACAGUUUGACCAUGCGUCGGACUGCUUUUGUACCAGCCCGCAGCUCGCGACACCGAGCCUCAGCACUCGCCCUGUAUCGAGCGCUUCUACGCUCUGCUGUCAAAUGUGACAACGCUGGGUCCAGAAAAGAUGGCGAGAUUAAGUCUGUCAUUACCAGUCAAUUCAGAAAGAAUACAACAUAUACUAGCUCGCGCCUAACUUAUGCGGCUAUGGUAGCUGGCUACAAGUAUCUUACAUUUCUUCAGCGGGCAACGGAUGUUCAAUCAAUAGAAUAUUCUCAAAUUAAGGAGCUUCUGAAGACACAGAGACCCGAUCGUCAGCGGAAGCGACAACCCAUCCCGUGGCAACUGAGUGCCCAAAAAGAGGACCGAACAGAUCCACCCCUUAUAUAUAAUACAGCUCGAGCAGGAGAGCUUCCACAUUAUGUAUCCUCCUUAAAGCCUAGGUCGGAUACAAAUGGUCAAGGCCCCAAAAAGCCGCCAGUGCUGGCAACGACCGCAUUAGGGAUGCCGUUUCUACGGAGGAAGAAGCCACAGCCAUAUACAAUGUCGCGCAUGAUUGGUGUAAAGAGCAAGCGGUUCGAGAAUAAGGUCCAGAAUAUUGUGGCUGUCGAAGAGUGGAUGGCCCCUGAUGCUGCUUUGGAAGAUGCGUGGGAUGCGCUCGUAGAGCAACAACAGAGAGACGAAGCUGGUGAACCUAGAAGCGACGUUCCCGACACGCCACCAGAGGAGACAUAUACAUGGUCGGUACAGCUGAGCCGUGCAUGGUGGGAAUGGCAAGCUGAGAAGACAUGGCAAGAUUGGCUGGCUCGUGGCAAAGCUUUACAAGCUGUUGUCAAGGCCGAGACGCUACCAAAGUCCAAUAGCGCAGAAGUGGUAGAGCGAGCAGUUUCGUCGCUGGAAGAAAAGCUGAGAUUAGGCCGACGAUCGGAUGGCCGACAAUCAGCAUUGCCAUCCAAGAAAGAUUUGCAGUCAAAUGGUCAGGCUUUGCAAGCAGACGUUGCCUUUAAGCCUGCGACUACACUGCCGCUGUCAUUGCUGGUACAGCAGCCGAAACUUGAUGAUCCUUUCUGCUGCAAGGCAUGGCUUGGUGUCAUUGACUACCAUCGGUCCCGACUGUUUAAAUAUACGCUUGCGACGCUACGCAAAGCCGAUGUGCGGCCAAAACAGUCUACUAGAAGAGAGCGUUGAGGGGGAAGGCUUCGGGCCACCAGUACAGCAUGUACCUCGUACUACUAUUAGAUCACGCCAGAGGAACCACAAAAGGCACUGUAAUUCCUACAAAUAUAUAGACACAUACACACAUAUAAUAUAUAGCGACGCGAGAAAUUCUCUUAAACAAAAAGAAAAACAAUUUUAUGAUGCCUAUUUAGCCGG
Messenger RNA from [Torrubiella] hemipterigena, 2487 nucleotides. The record is from the annotation of a GenBank genome assembly. Lineage: Eukaryota; Fungi; Ascomycota; Sordariomycetes; Hypocreales; Clavicipitaceae.